AUGACUACCGCCGCUCGUCCAACUUGGGAUCCAGCCCGUGGCAACGAUAGCAAAGCACCUAGUUUCCAAUACAGCUCUCGCGAUCUUGCUGCUCACACAAAGCUCAAAUUCAGACAACCUGGUCAGGGUACCACGGACGAGAUUGGUGAUCGUGAACGAUUGAUUGCCGAGUUGCGUUCAGCCGAACAAGAAUACUAUGAAAACAAGGACAAGGAAGGAGACGACCGACAAGAUCAAAAGAUGAUUGGUGGUCCCUCUGCUGAUGAAGUGGAUGCUCGACGUCAACAAUUAAUGGAAGAAGCUGAAAAGAUGGCACAACUGGAUAAAGAUGCAAGUGAUAGCGAAAGCGAUAGUGGAGGGAGUAGUAGUGACGAAUCGGAUGAAUCAGACGACGACGAAGACAAUACGGCAGAGUUAUUAGCAACGUUACAAAAGAUUCGUCGAGAACGCGCAGAAGAAAAAGAACGACAGGAACGUGAACGACUUGAACAAGAAGAAGCUCAACGUGAAGAAGAAGCCAUGACUGGUAACCCGCUAUUGAACAUUGGCGAUGAAAAGCGAGACUUUAGCGUAAAGAGACGCUGGGAUGAUGAUGUGAUCUUCAAGAAUCAAGCCCGUGGUACCGAAGAUAGAUCCAAAAAGCGUUUUGUUAACGACAUGUUGCGUUCUGAUUUCCAUCGUCGCUUCCUUACAAAGUACAUCCAUUAA
Messenger RNA from Lichtheimia ornata, 708 nucleotides. RefSeq lists its product as uncharacterized. The transcript is spliced from 5 exons. Bases 1 to 708 code for a protein of 235 amino acids. Gene Ontology annotation, molecular function: RNA binding. Gene Ontology annotation, biological process: mRNA cis splicing, via spliceosome. The record is from RefSeq and is a predicted model, not a curated record. Gene Ontology annotation, cellular component: catalytic step 2 spliceosome. NCBI's taxonomy places the organism in Eukaryota, Fungi, Mucoromycota, Mucoromycetes, Mucorales, Lichtheimiaceae.